AUGGCUACCUCUCAACAAGACUUUGAAGGUUGGGAGAUUGUAAAGAGAGACGAAAAUCAAAACAUAGUGUAUGAUGACUUGGGUGGGAGAAGAGCUCGCAGAAGAACCGACAAAAAGGGAGAAAAGGAGUAUAUUUCGCUAAGACGGCUACGUGACGGCCUGGAAUUUGGCUGUGGUGACUCAAUUGUCAUGCGAGACGCUGGCACCGAUGACUUUUCCGUAUAUAUGGUGCAUGAGAUUCGAUUGAACACGCUCAACCAUUUGGUCGAACUUUGGGCAUUUGCGUAUCUACGCAGGUUUGAGCUCAAUGAAAGGGAGUACCUCGAAGCGUGUGAACCGAUUAAAGGACUUCCGGCCUCCAAAUUGAAAAGCAUGUCUGACGCUGAGGUGACCGCAUCUUUUGCACAGAUUUGCGAUUCAUACGAACUUUGCUUGACAGCAGAACUCUCUGAACUUUAUCUAUCCGAUUUUCUGGCUAGGGCAGAAGUGUAUGACCCCGAAAAUCUCCCACCUCAUGAUUUUGAAACAACAAACAGUGAUAAAACGACGCCUGACUCAUUUCUUGUUCAGUUUGCGUGCGAACCUUUGGGCCUGUCUUUUAGGGAAAUUGAUAUUCAUGAUGUGGGUCGUUACGUGGCUAGCCAGAAUUCAAGAGAUUCGCACACAUUCAUCAAAGAAUUAACAAUCAAGCCGGUUCAGAAUAAGGGAAAGAAAAGGAUCCCUCGCAUACAUAAAAAGCAAGAUCCCAAAAAGACAGGCCCAAGUGUACGCCCUAGUCCCGUAGAACAACACAAUCCCGAAGAUGAGAAAGGGCCGUCGAGCUCAGACAAUAUCGAAAUUUUCCAGGAUGCUUUAGAAGAACCUGGAAAUUCGAAAAAUGAGCCACGUAAUGCGCCUACGCGCCUCUUUUUAGCAUCCGACUCUGAAAGUGGAAGUUCCACUCGAGGUGACCAAUCGCCUGACCAAUCGCCUGACUCUGGCUCUGACUCUAACUCUGAAGAUGAAGAUGAAGAUGAGGAUGAAGAUGAAGAAGUCGAUGGUGAAAUCGAUGAAGAAGUUAAGGACGACUCUGAAGUCAGUGAUGACGAUGAUGAGGAAUCAGGUGCAGAAGGGACUGCUAGCGACGAAGAGGACGAUAGUACCACCAGCUCAGAGGAAUUGGAUGCAAGUUUCGACGACAGUACAGUAAAGCAACCAAAACGGCCUUCGAGAACUACCUCAUCUAGCUCUCGCAAGCGAAAAGUGACGCAAAGAUCGUCAACUCCGUCAUCUCCUCCAAAGAAGGCUUUGAAAAGUAACGCUUCUAGUGCUAGCGGCAUCAAGAAGUAUUCGAAAAAGAACGUGUCAAGGGCCAAGAAAGCAUAUACUCCUUUUUCUAAACGAUUCAGAAGGCCUCAAGAUAUCCCUGACUUAACAAAAAUUGCAGAGUUCAAUCAAGAUCAGAUAGAUAUGGAUGUUGCUGCUAUUGAAAAUAGACUGCGGAGUCCCAAAAAGCAGCAUACCACGGAGACAAUCUUUUCGAAGGUAAAAAAACAGCUAUACACCUCUCACGGUAAAGAUGAAAUUAUGAAAGCUGGAAAUUUCGAUGACUAUUUGCCCGCUCGUGAAAAUGAGUUCGCUUCCAUUUACUUAAGCCUCUACAGUGCCAUUGAAGCAGGAACAGGCACGACGAUUUAUGUGGCAGGAACUCCGGGUGUCGGUAAAACAUUGACUGUUAGAGAGGUAGUCAAAGAACUUCUUCAAUCGGUGGAACAAAAUGAGCUUCCGAAUUUCCAGUAUGCUGAAGUCAACGGUUUGAAAAUGAUAAAACCCACAGACAGUUACGAGGUUUUGUGGAACAAAAUUUCUGGUGAGCGGCUGACAUCUGGUGCUGCAAUGGAAUCUCUGGAGUUUUAUUUCAACAAAGUACCGAAGAGUAAGAAAAGACCUAUCUUGGUUUUACUUGAUGAACUAGACGCAUUAGUGACUAAAAGCCAGGACGUGAUGUACAAUUUUUUCAACUGGACCACUUACGCCAAUGCCAAAUUGAUAGUGGUAGCGGUAGCCAAUACAAUGGAUUUACCAGAAAGGCAGUUGGGUAAUAAAGUUUCUUCCAGAAUUGGUUUUACAAGAAUAAUGUUUACUGGCUACACUCAUGAGGAAUUGAAAAUUAUCAUCAAUUUGAGACUCAAGGGACUCAAUGAAAGCUACUUUUAUGUCAACACGGCCAAUGGGAGCGCGCAUAUGGUUUUCAAUGGGGAAGAAGAACCUGACCUCGAUACGAGUGGCAUGCACAAAGUCAAACUGAGGAUAGCGCCGGACGCGGUCGAAAUUGCUUCCCGGAAGAUAGCCAGUGUAAGCGGAGAUGCUAGGAGGGCAUUGAAAGCGUGCAAACGAGCAGUGGAAAUCGCAGAACAUGAAUACAUGGAGCGCCAUGGAUAUGGGUAUGAUGGUGUAACAGCUGGCAAAACAAACGGCGCGGGCUCCAUUUUGACUGAAGAAGAUGAAGUCCAAAGUGUGCAGAUCAAUCACAUCAUGAAGGCACUCAACGAAACUGUGAACUCUCCAUUGGUAAUGUUCAUGGCAAACCUUCCAUUCACUACUAAAUUAUUCCUGUAUGCAAUGAUUAACCUCAUCAGAAAAACGGGUAAUCAGGAGCAACCGUUGGGUGACAUCAUCGAUGAGAUCAAAUCUUCGAUCGAUUCCAACGGCAAAAAUAAGUUUAUCGUGGAAAUGCAAAGAGUACUUUUUAAUCAAGGCGACGAAAUGUCAUUGGAGCAGCUGCGAAUCAUAUCCUGGGAAUAUUUGGUCAACCAGCUUAUUGAGGCCGGCAUCGUGAUUCGGCAAAAUCUCAAAAAUGAGCGCCUAAGUGCAAUCAAAUUCAAUGUUUCGACGGAGGACGUCAAAUCUGCUCUUAAUCAGGAUAAAGUUAUGAAAACGCUUUGA
This is a messenger RNA of Lachancea lanzarotensis, 2925 nucleotides long. RefSeq names its product LALA0S03e08174g1_1 (gene ORC1). The transcript has a single exon. The record is from RefSeq and is a predicted model, not a curated record. Gene Ontology annotation, cellular component: nuclear origin of replication recognition complex. Gene Ontology annotation, biological process: mitotic DNA replication checkpoint signaling; DNA replication initiation. Gene Ontology annotation, molecular function: ATP hydrolysis activity; ATP binding; chromatin binding. NCBI's taxonomy places the organism in Eukaryota, Fungi, Ascomycota, Saccharomycetes, Saccharomycetales, Saccharomycetaceae. The coding region runs from base 1 to 2925 and encodes 974 amino acids.